ACCGGCAAAGGACACCAAUGAUGUGCUCCUCUUCAAGGCCUCCAUGUUGAAGGUGUGGAGAAUUCAGCGCAUCCACAUCCUGAGAGCCUGCCUGAGCGACCCUGAGGUCGGGGAGGGAAUCCUCUACAGGUACGGUGGCACUUUGCAGCUCAAUUACAACAAGGGCGAGGCAGCAGCUGUACCUGUUUGGAUCCCUGUGAGGGGCACCUCUCAGCAGGAGGGCUUUCACUUUCACCAAGCCCAGUGGGUGACGGGCAACCGGGUGUCCAGUGAACUUUUCGAGGCCCAGGCCAUGACUGGAGUGGUGCGUUGGAACUUCCAGAGGCUGGUGGACCUGAAGCAGCCUGGUGUGGAGCUGCCAGCUGCGUUUUACCCUAUAUUGAUUGCCGAUCUGAACACGUCUUCUUUAAAUGUGACAGGGAAUGCAAAAUACCCAAGUCUGCAAGUAUCAAACAGGGACACAGGGGAGAGAUUUGGACUGCAGUAUGUGGAGCCAGGCUGUCGUCCUGUUGUUUUGAACUGGGACAAGAACAAGGCACAGCCAAACUUCUCAGCUGCUGCAGCCAUUGAUACACAGCAGCAGUUCUCUGCCCAGGAUGAUGUGCAUCACUGCCCUGCUUCUGUGGUGGACACAGACCUUCAGGAGACCAGUGGCACCGUCCAGGAUGACCAGGUUGGAGCUUUGCCGAUCCUGUCUUUGCAGCAGUGCCCUGAAGCAGUUUCCCAGUCCCAGCCAACCUUCAUGCCAUCACCUGCCACAGCUAAAGCAGAGCCUCCGUCUUUGGUGGAUACAGACUUGCCAGGGGUUGCACCACUGCCUUUAUCCUCCUCUCCACGAGCCACCCGCACUGGACCCAUUAAGACAGGAGGCCUUAUUCAAGUCCUGGACCACAGCCGGUGGACACAACCCAUGAGAGCUGCUAUCGACGAGCUUCUCAUUAAACACCAUGGAGCUAAAGGUCUCUUUAAGCAGGUGGAUGCUGACUAUGCUGCCAUGGUACAGAGGGCGUGCACUGACCCCAACAGCCUUCUUCAUCCUACCACAUGCCAGCAUAUCUCCAGAUAUGUAAAACACCUGGCCAAGCUGAAGAACACCAGCUCCUCCCUCAAUACCAGCCCGGAGAAGACCAAAACAGUAAAGUACUUUUACUGCUCCACAAAGGUCUUUAAGACCUAUGCAGAUGAGGGCCUCAAGAACCCCAGGAUGUCUUUUGAAGACUUUGCUGCCUCUCCGUUUUUUAAGCGGGAGCUGGAGGCUGCCAAGCAGAGGGGAGCUGAGUGGAAAAAGGUGGCAGAGGAGAGGGCAAAGAGGAAGACAGCAGUGCAGCUGCCAACAGGUCGCCUCUGCAGGUUCUGUCACCAGCCACUUAAGCAGGGACCUGACAGCCCUCAUGUUCACACCAGCUUCCCCAAGGUGCCAGGGAAGUACAUCUACUGCCCCUCCAUAGUGUUCUCCCUGUACAAGGCACAGGGCAUGGUCAAGAAGAUGACCUGGGUGGAGUUUCUAAAGUCUGACUUUUACGAGGCUGAAAGGGACAGAUAG
Messenger RNA from Micropterus dolomieu (smallmouth bass), 1543 nucleotides. RefSeq lists its product as uncharacterized. Bases 44 to 1543 code for a protein of 499 amino acids. Lineage: Eukaryota; Metazoa; Chordata; Actinopteri; Centrarchiformes; Centrarchidae. The record is from RefSeq and is a predicted model, not a curated record. The transcript is spliced from 4 exons.